AUGGGCAAAAAUAGCAAAAUUCUUCGUCUUAUAAACCAAAUAAAUAAUAUCUCUUAUAAACCUAUUCAUUAUGUUAACGAAUUUAUUGAACAAGCAAUUCUUGCUCAUAAUUCCCUUACAGAAGAAGAAAAAACCAAAGCAAUAAUAUUAAAUAGUAAAGAUUAUGACCGGGAUAAAAUUUGUUUUAAUUCAGGAACAAGAAGAAUUUGUGAAAAUUGUGACCAAGAAUGUUUAGCUACACUAUAUUGUGAAUAUUGUGUUCGAAAUUAUUUAAAAGUAAAUUUUUCAAAUUGGUUUGGAAAUCUACAAGUAAUACUUAAAGAAUUAGGAAGUGUUGAAAGUGCCAAUCGAAAUUGGUUUGAAGAGGCUAAAUCACACUUAACCAUAAGUAAUAAAUACAUAGCUAUUGUUCAAUGUGUUGGUUUAACACAAAAUCCAUCAAUUUACAACUUUACAUGGAAAGAAAGAAUUCAUAUUAUUUAUGAAAUAAUUCAAGCACUUGGUCUAAUUCAUAAAGAGAAAUCGAUUCAUAGAGAUUUGCAUUCCGGAAAUAUAUUAUAUUCACAGCUUAAUGAUAGUUGGCGUGUUAGUGAUCUUGGAUUCUGUGGUCCUGCAGAUAAACCAUCAACAAGUAUAUAUGGAAAUCUUCCUUACAUAGCACCUGAAGUUAUUAAUGGAAGAGGAUAUACUUUUAAAUCUUUUAAAUCUGAUAUUUAUAGUAUUGCAAUACUUAUGUGGGAAAUUUCAUCUGGACAACUACCAUUUAUGAAUUACAAGCAUGAUCACAAUCUUGCAAUUAAUAUCAUUAACGGUAUGAGACCGAAAAUUCUACCAAAUAUUCCUUCGAAAUAUAAAAGUUUAAUGGAACAAUGUUGGGAUGCUAAUCCAUUAAAAAGACCUAAUACUUAUACACUUUUGAAAAAAAUAAAAGAAAUUAAGUCAUAUUAUCAAAAUAACCCAAAUGAAUUACUCAACAAAAUAUUUGAAAACCUACCUGAGCCAAAAAAUGCGACAGAAGAACAAAAAAAAGCAUUUUAUACUAGUAAAUUAUAUGAUUUUAGUAUUCCUGAUAAUAUUAGUAAUCUUGGCAAAUCAAGUAAACGGUAUACUUCAAUUAAUUAUAAAGAUAAUAAAGAUAAUGAUAAAGAAUCUCCCAGAUCAUUUAAAAGGUUGAAAUUAGAGAAUGUAGAUCUUAAAAGUGAAAGAGAAAUAACGCAACAACGAUCAAAUAUUGAUAUUAAUGAUAGGUAA
Messenger RNA from Rhizophagus irregularis DAOM 181602=DAOM 197198, 1251 nucleotides. NCBI's taxonomy places the organism in Eukaryota, Fungi, Glomeromycota, Glomeromycetes, Glomerales, Glomeraceae. The record is from RefSeq and is a predicted model, not a curated record.